AUGACCUUCAAGUCGGUCUCCACAUCCGGGACAGUGUCCAGCAAGGCAAGCGGCCUGUUCGACCUCAACGAGCAUGGAGACAAGUCCAUCCUGGUGUACAAGUACCGCUCCGGCGCAAAGGGACUAGACGUCACGACGGAGCGCGAUUUAUGUGCAGAGCUUGACAACAACUCUGAGUUGCCUUUCAUACGCGUCACACGGAAGCCCAUUCCGCGUGGAGCCAGCCGCUUGGACAUCUCCAACGAGGACCUGCUGCUGCCUGAGGAGCGAGACAAGUUCGCCGAGAAGCUCGCCCCCAAGAUCUCCGUCGCCAAUGUUGGCCUGCCCACAGCGGCCAAGUGGAGGCGCAUGAUUUUGGGCAGCUUCGAGGACCUCUACAUUGUCCAUCGUGGGCACUCGCUUACACCCGAGUCCUCCAAGAACAACUCUCCUGAGUCUUCGCAGCAAGUCAGCCCGGCGAGUACGUUUCCCUCUGACAACGCGCACCCGUUCCGGAAUCCGGACGCCUGA
Dothidotthia symphoricarpi CBS 119687 is the source of this 510-nucleotide messenger RNA. RefSeq lists its product as uncharacterized. The transcript has 2 exons. Lineage: Eukaryota; Fungi; Ascomycota; Dothideomycetes; Pleosporales; Dothidotthiaceae. The coding region runs from base 1 to 510 and encodes 169 amino acids. The record is from RefSeq and is a predicted model, not a curated record.